Metarhizium brunneum ARSEF 3297 is the source of this 282-nucleotide messenger RNA. RefSeq lists its product as uncharacterized. Lineage: Eukaryota; Fungi; Ascomycota; Sordariomycetes; Hypocreales; Clavicipitaceae. The record is from RefSeq and is a predicted model, not a curated record.
AUGAAGUUCAUCACUGUCGCCGUUGCCGCUCUGGCCUCCGUCGUCGCUGCUUCGCCUUUCGCGCAUAAAUGCAAGCCUGCUACUUAUCGAUGCGAGCGUUCGCUGCGAGCGUGGGACGUUUGCAACACUAGCGGCGACUGGGUGUUUGCUGGCCGCUGCCCGCCCGGAACGAUCUGCAAGUUCAACAAGCAAAAUAACAGCCCUUACUGCCUCCCUCGCCGCACGGUCGAGUACGACUACACGGACGAAUACUACUACCCCGACGAGGAAAUUGAAAUUUAA